AUGAAUAUCACCAAAACUUCUGUGAUUUUUUUUUCUUUAGUGAUACUAACAAACUCAUUGUCCAACUCUGACGUUUUGGCCUCACCAGUGAUGGAAACAUCAAAAAAUGAUGUUUGCUUUAUUCCAUGUACAACAAGGUACGGAGAGUAUGAAUGUUGGUUUGACUGUACUCACAAGAGGUACCAUGAUGGAGGGUGUGUAAAUGGACGAUGUUGUUGCAAAAAAUAA
Messenger RNA from Camelina sativa (false flax), 228 nucleotides. The record is from RefSeq and is a predicted model, not a curated record. NCBI's taxonomy places the organism in Eukaryota, Viridiplantae, Streptophyta, Magnoliopsida, Brassicales, Brassicaceae.